CCGGAAUUCGAGUACGCAAAUGGAUACCGAUGAGAUAGAAGGAAACUCUCGGGCUACCCGAAUGAGCCCAAGCAUUCGGCAUGGCACCCCCGGCGACAAUUCCGAAGUAAUGUCUCCUCUCAUUUCGGAUACUGCGCUGUUACAACUACAGGGUUCCACAAGAGAAGAUGAACCUUCGUAUCUCAAGCAGAUGGUCAGAUCUGAACGGCUCCAAGAGGUUCAACUAGGUUAUGAUGGAACCAGGUGGUUGACAGUUAUCUCAGAUGUUUCGACUAUGAAUCAUGACAACGAUUCAUCCGUAUCCACCCGAAGAUCAAUAUAUUGCUCCGCAUUCACCUCUAGCGAUUUCAUGUCGCCCUAUUUUGGCCCCGCUGAACCAGUAGAGUCUUUCGAUCCAGGGGGCUCUGGUACAAGCCAAGACUCUGGAUAUUUUUCCGUGGCUCCACCAACUCCUCCCCUGAAUUCAUCCCCCACCACUCCUUCCUUUCCUCCAAGUAAGGAAAGUGAAUCCAAUCCAGAAUCAGUUCGGUGCGUACAAUGCGAGGUUGUUUUCGCCGGUAGAUACGGAAAAGGAAAUCUUCGGAGGCAUACGAAGAGCGUGCAUCGGACGAUGGGUAAAACGCUCAUCUGCAGUGCUUGCCAAAAGAUCUUUGCUCGUUCAGAUGCUUUACGAAAACACAUGUUUAGGAAACAUCCAGGACUUGCGGCCCCCUUGUCCAAACAAACAAGCAAUACACUACCGUUGAGUCAUGAGCAUUGUUUUUCAUCUGUCUAUGACUCACUAAUAUACCCUCACGAUGAUGACCUUAGAGGAAUCGCAGAACGGUACUGAUAGUCACUCUCUGGUAUCAAAUCAGCCAUCAUUUUCAGUUACCCACGCCAUGUAUUCUAACUGUUAUAUAUAUAUAGAAACCAAAAGUCCCUUUUCUUUG
Molecule: messenger RNA, 932 nt
Organism: Bipolaris maydis ATCC 48331
Lineage: Eukaryota; Fungi; Ascomycota; Dothideomycetes; Pleosporales; Pleosporaceae
Source: RefSeq, a predicted model, not a curated record